Molecule: messenger RNA, 714 nt
Organism: Alternaria atra
Lineage: Eukaryota; Fungi; Ascomycota; Dothideomycetes; Pleosporales; Pleosporaceae
Exons: 2
Coding region: 1-714 (237 amino acids)
Biological process (GO): carbohydrate catabolic process
Cellular component (GO): extracellular region
Molecular function (GO): cutinase activity
Source: RefSeq, a predicted model, not a curated record
AUGAAGUCUUUUGCGCUUCUUUCACUCUUCGCUUCUCUCGCUCUUACUUCGCCCAUCGCUGUCGCGGUACCCGUCGCUGCGCCCGCCGACGAACCCAAACUCAUUACACUCGAAGCUCGUCAGUCCAGCGCCACCAGCAAUGAGCUUGAGACUGGAAGUAGUGCUGCAUGCCCAAGGACAAUCUUCAUCUUCGCAAGGGGAAGCACUGAAGCUGGGAACAUGGGCGCUCUAGUUGGUCCAUUUACAGCCAGCGCUCUUGAGAGCGCAUACGGAGCAUCCAAUGUCUGGGUUCAGGGUGUAGGUGGCCCCUACACGGCCGGCCUCGCAGAGAACACACUUCCGGCCGGUACCUCUCAAGCCGCUAUCCGCGAAGCUCAACGUCUCUUCAAUCUCGCCGCUAGCAAAUGCCCCAACACCCCCAUCACUGCCGGUGGUUACUCUCAAGGCGCUGCUGUCAUGUCCAACGCGAUCCCCGGUCUCAGUGCUGCCGUGCAAAAUCAGAUCAAGGGUGUGGUGCUGUUCGGUUACACUAAGAACCUGCAGAAUGGAGGAAGGAUCCCAAACUUCCCUACUAGCAAGACUAGAAUCUACUGCGAGACUGGGGACUUGGUUUGCACCGGUACGCUCAUCAUUACGCCUGCGCAUCUCAUGUACUCAGACGAGGCUGCUGUGCAGGCACCCAUCUUCUUGAGAGCUCAGAUCGCCUCGGCAUAG